Messenger RNA from Hemiscyllium ocellatum (epaulette shark), 2555 nucleotides. RefSeq names its product hexosaminidase D-like. Bases 235 to 1719 code for a protein of 494 amino acids. The record is from RefSeq and is a predicted model, not a curated record. Gene Ontology annotation, molecular function: hexosaminidase activity. The transcript is spliced from 13 exons. Gene Ontology annotation, biological process: carbohydrate metabolic process. NCBI's taxonomy places the organism in Eukaryota, Metazoa, Chordata, Chondrichthyes, Orectolobiformes, Hemiscylliidae.
CUCUCCUGCGGCUGCAGUACCCAGGCUGUCUCCUACCUCAGGCGGCCUGGAUCCUUUAACAGGCCGCCGCUGUUUUUCUCUUCCGCCUUCUUGGAGGUUGCUCUCUUCAGGGCCGACAUGGUGCACUGGGGAGGAGAUUUGGGUGUUUGCACUGCCCACACCGCCAGCAGCAGCCACAAGCAAUCGAGCAGCUGCAGGGGAGAUCUCAGGCCACAGACUUUGUAUGUUUGAAGAAUGGCUGAUAGUCUUGGAGACAAGCCAAUGGAGGCAGACAAUGGGAUGAGUACACUUAAACCUCCACAGACAGGUUUGAAACUGGUACAUCUAGAUUUGAAAGGAGCACCACCCAGGGUCUCCUAUCUAUUAGAGAUCUUGCCUCUGCUUUCUCACCUUGGUGCAGAUGGUAUUCUACUGGAGUAUGAAGAUAUGUUUCCAUAUGAGGGAAAGCUACAGAAGUUAAGGUCCCCAAAUGCCUACAGUCCAUCAGAAAUCAAAGAAAUCAUGAAUCUUGCCAGAGUGCUUCAUUUUGAAGUAAUUCCAUUAGUGCAAACCAUUGGCCACAUGGAGUUUGUGCUGAAACAUAAAAUGUUUUCCCAUCUUCGCGAAAUGAAAGGAUUUCCUAACAGUCUCAUUCCUCAUAAGAAGGAGUCAAUGGACGUAGUAAAAUCCAUGAUUGACCAGAUCAUGGCAAUACAUAAAGACUCAAAAUGGCUGCACAUUGGAUCAGAUGAGGUUUAUUACCUUGGUGAAAGUGAAGAAUCUAAGCAAUUAUUUGCACAAACUGAAACUACUGCGGACAGCCUAUUUCUGUCUCAUGUGAAAGCAGUUGCAAAUUACAUUGUCACUAGCUACCCUAAUGUGAAACCCAUCAUUUGGGAUGACAUGCUCCGGAACAUCAAUGAAGAGAAACUUAAAGAAUCCAUGUUGAGUCAGUUUGUUGAACUGAUGAUUUGGGAAUAUAAUGCUAAUCUUGACAUUGACAGCAUGAUGCUUCAAAUUCAAAAGUACAAACAUUCCGGAUUUUCUGUUAUGUGGUUUGCAAGUGCAUUUAAAGGAGCUACUGGUGCAGCCCAGUCUCUAACACCCAUUAGCUAUCACUUGGCUAAUCACCUGCAGUGGCUGAAAGUGACAGAAGCUCUUUCAAGGGAUUCAAUACAGUUGCGUGGGAUAGCACUCACCGGUUGGCAGAGAUAUGAUCAUUUCUCCGUUUUGUGUGAGCUACUUCCUGUGGGGCUUCCAUCCUUGGCUGUUUGUCUGCAAGCUCUGAAAAACGGUGUGUUCUCUGAAAAGGAAGAGGACUUUGUGAAAAAAUGUCUUGGAUUCAAAACAUUGAGAAUUAACUUCAUAAGUACCGAAGAUGCUGGCAGUUUUCCAGGCAGUGAUGUAUUCAACCGUGUGACUCAGAUAAUCACCUUCAUGCAGGAGUCUAUUGAUAAACUCCUUGAAGAAAAUAUAUACAUAAAAGGAUGGUUCAGUAAUUAUCACAGAAAGAGGAAGUUUGUUCAUCCCAUUAUAGUUCGGCAUUUUGAAGGAGAAGUCAGAAGGGUAUAUGUACAUUGGAAGACUGCUGUAAGUGAGCUGAGUGCAGCGCUGGAGAAAAUCUAUUACCCAGAUACUGUGGAAGAGUGGCUAGAAGAACAUGUUCACCCCAACUUGACAAAGUUGCAACUGUUUGUGAAAGACAUGGAUGAAGCUUUGGCAUCAGGAAAUUUGAAAUAAAAAUGUAAUUAUAUUGAUUGAAUUUUAAGAAUCAUCACAUUGAAGUUGUUAAUUUGAAUGCAUGACCUCCUUUGGUUUAUAGUUAGCUUCAUUCAAGGUAAUGAACAAGGACAGGAGAGUUAGCUUGAAACAAGAACAAAAUACUUUAGUUCUUCAAACCCAUUGCAUCCAUAUUGUUUACAAUCCAUCCUAGCUAUUUUAUCUCUUUUGAGACAGAGAGUCCUGCAUUGAAGCUUUAAACUAACUGAAGCUGUACUCCGUGGGUUUUCUCUGGGUGCUCUGGUUUCCUCCCACAGUCCAAAAAUGUGCAGGUUAGGUGAAUUGGCCAUCCUAAACUGCCCGUAGUGUUAGGUGAAGGGAUAAAUUUAGGGGUGGGUUGCGCUUCGGCGGGUCGAUGUGGACUUGUUGGGCCAAAGGGCCUGUUUCCACACUAAGUAAUCUAAUCUAAUCCACAACUCAACCCUCAGGCAGUAAUGUCUAGCCUUAGCAGCACAGACGAUUGUUGAGCAAUGGGCAAUUUGGUAAUCUCAGAAGAACUUAAGAACAGCAAAAGACCAUUUGGCUAUUUAAGGCGACAUUGCCAUUUCAGAACACUAUGGCUGACCUUAGUCAAUACUGAUUCCUAAAAAUUUCAAUUAUUUUGCCCUUUUUUUUGAAUAGUGUAAAACUAAAUCACUAAUAAUUAGGUUUAUCAAAUACUCUAGAUCAGUGCAGAGUUAAUUCCUUUGGCUUAUUUAGAAAUGGAUUAAUUAUUUUAAGUAUAGAUGUGAAAUAUAGCAACAGAGAUUGGCUUGCAGUUGUAAAAACUGUCAUAAUGUUGAUGUAGACACUGUACU